Molecule: messenger RNA, 3432 nt
Organism: Cladocopium goreaui
Lineage: Eukaryota; Dinophyceae; Suessiales; Symbiodiniaceae
Source: the annotation of a GenBank genome assembly
AUGAUGUUGCCGAAGCGCAAAGCAGUUGCCAUGCUUGCGGGGCAUGCUGCGGCGCUGAAACCGCCAGACUGGGCCUCGCACGGCUUGGAGAUCAUCAAAGAAGCCGCUGUUGGGUGCUUGAGGAUCGCAACAUGCGUCAAGCAGAAUGCAGUGUUGCGGAACAUACAACUUGUUGCCAUCGCCGUGCGCUGCGCCCUUGAGUCAGAGGACAUGGAUUUUACUUGGCCAGACGUCAAGUCCCCUCCGACGUUCUUCAAACCUUGUCAAGAACUUUGCUCUGACUUGUCCAUGAUGAGCCGUUGCCGUGAACAGUUUGCUGGCCACAGCCGCAGAUUUGUGGAGCUCCAUGCAUAUUUAAAAGCGGCUCUCCAAGAAUUGGACGACCCAGUUUUCCGUGCACCUGACAAUGCUGAAAUUUCAGCCCUAGUUCAGCAGGCUGCAGAGGCAACCAGUGGCUUCUCACAUUCUGCAGUGUUGGUAUACCAAGAUACCGCCAAGACAAAGGAGAAGGCACAAGAAGUCCUAAGCGGGCGACAGCCGAGCAAAGCGGGCCGGAAAGAACUCAGCAGCCUUUACGGCGGCACGGCCCUGGAUCCCAAGGAAAGGGUCCGCAAGACGGUCUUAAAGAAGGCCCGACGCUUUGCCGGCAAGAGGAAAACAAAGCGAUCGACGUCGAGCAGCAGCAAGGGGAGCAGCGGCAGCUCCUCAACCUCGGAAUCCCUGGGCCUGGGGACCGAGGGUGUGUUCGCGGAGGAGACAAAGGCUCGGGCAAUCUCAGAGAGGUACCCGGGAGCGCUGACAGUGGAGACGCUCCUGAACAUGAGACGCUCCCUCUUGACCACCUCAGGCGAGGAGGGGGAGCUGAAGGACACCAGUCCUGUGGCCAUUUUGUACUUCCGGAACGUCCUCACCAAGAAGGCAAGCGGUGCCCAAGCCCGAGAGUUGUUGACUCUCUCAACAACGAUCGGCGCCCUGUUGAAGGGCCAGCCGGCUCUGGCCCUCGACGUAUUGUGCCAGCGGCUGAAGUCCCAGGAACUGGUGCUAGGAGGCACUCACUGGGCAGUUGCCCAGAAAAUAGAGCUGGCGGCUGGAGAGGCGCCAGCCCUCAUUGCCCGAGGGGAGCUGCAGACCGCCCAGAGAGAGAACUACCUCGAGGCGAGAGCUCGCUGGCAGACCCAGAGCAGCAGCGCCAAGGGAGCCCCAAAGGGGAAGACGAAGGGCAAAUUCGACAAAGACCACCCACCACGAGAAGACAGGAAGGAGGAUGCGAGGCGAGACAAGGGCAAAGGUGACGCCACAGGUGGAAGUGUGCGGGAGCUGGGCAGUAGCUCCUAUGCCACCCCAGGAGUCUUUUUGGCAGGAAUUGAGCCGGACCCGGGAGUGAAGAUUUUUCCAACGGUCCCAGAUGAAGGGGCUGAGUCCCUUGCGGACUUUUCUUCGGGAACGGGAGCGCAACCGCGGGCCCACUUCGGACCUGUUUCUUCACUCCGCAGCCAGUCCAUGGGUAGGAGAAGUAGGUCUUCCCUGUUUCCCCUACCUUCCUCUAGCAGCGUGCUGUCCUCUACCUUCCCCCACCUGACGGUAUGUGAAGUUGCGUGGUUGUCAUCCGUUUGUUUGAGCCUGAACACUCUGUGGGGUGAUGGGCACGACUUUUGCGGUGAAGUCUCGCCAUUGGUUAAAGCGUGUCUGGUAUGGAUUGUGGGGGACGUCCAGCGCAUUGCUGCGCUAGAAGGGCGCUUGGAAGUGUUCGAUUGGGACCACUUCUUCUCAACUAGGAGCAUCGACUAUAAGGGAGACGAAAUCAAAACAGCUAGGGAGUUCACGUGGCAGAACAUAGCACCUGCGUUGCCUAAAGAAAUAGGUCGGGUGCCCUUAGCUGACGUCUGUACCUUAGGAUCAAAGCACUAUGUUGAAAACCUGGAUCUCUACAUCCGCCCACCUGACCGCUGGGAGCGGCACCGGCCACCCCGGGUAAUGGUGCCCGAGGCUGCGUGGCCCGAUGUGUGCCAGGGCUUGGUGUCUACGGGCAUCUGCACACUUCUUCGGGCCAAUGAAGUCUUUCAGGUGGACGGCAAACCCCUACUCAAUGGCCUAUUCGGGGUCAGCAAAGACGAAUGGUCGCAAGGCCACGAGGUCUAUCGUCUCAUUAUGAACUUGGUGCCCUUUAAUGGCAUUGCAGAGUCGGUGAAGGGUGAUGUUGACACGCUCCCGGCGUGGAGCUUGAUGUCCCCCUUCUACCUGCAACCAAGUGAGACACUGCUGAUCAGCAGCGAAGAUGUCCGCUGCUUUUUCUACACCAUGUCGGUCCCGACCCCAUGGUACAAGUACAUGGCCUUCAACCGAAGAGUGCCGGACCAGUGCCUUCCUUCAGAGAUGCGAGGCGAGGAGGUCUACUUGGCCUCUAAGGUACUCCCUAUGGGGUUCGCCAACAGUGUCAGCUUGGCGCAACACGUGCAUCGCAACCUGACACUGUGGAGUCAGGAGCACGUUGCGGGUGAGGCCGCUGGCGUGGCAGCACCUGAGGCCGAAAUCCGCAAGGAUAGGCCGGUCACCGUCGCAAAUCCAUCAUGGCGGAUAUACCUAGACAAUUAUGACCUCUUAGAGAAAGUGAAAAGCGUCGAUGUCGCCACCCUGACAGGGAGCUUGGCUCCUGCGGUGUUGGCGCUCCGCCAGGAGUAUGAGGUCUGGGAAGUUCCCAGAAAUUUGAAGAAGGCAGUCCAGCGUCAGACAGUGGCUGAGGUACAGGGAGCUCAGGUGGAUGGCAAUUUGGGGGUAGCGUAUCCCCGUGAGAACAAGCUCCUGAAAUACGUGGCGGCCACGUUGAAGGUCCUGACGUCGCCUGUGGUCACACAGCGCCAGAUGCAAGUCGUCUGCGGAGGCCUGGUUUAUGUCUCCAUGUUCCGUCGUCAGCUUUUGGGCUGCCUGAAUGAGGUGUGGAAGUUCAUUGAGUCCUUCAACGAUUCAUCGCGCCAAGCGCUACCGCUUAGGCUUUCGGUACAUUGUAAACUUGAGCUCAUCAGGUUUGUGGGACCCAUCCCCCUCGCACGUCUGGACUUCCGCCUGGAUUAUCACCCGGUGGUGACGUGUAGUGAUGCCUCCUCCCAGGGUGGUGGCAUUUGUGCCUCGGCAAAUCUGAGCCGGGCAGGUCACCUGGCCGCACAUGGCAAGCUGCGUGGCCAGUUGCCUGAGCUGCGACAGGAGCACCGUGUUCUCACGGUUGGCCUGUUUGAUGGCAUCGCCGCCCUUCGGGUAGCCGCAGACUUGCUGGGCUUGGAGGUUUUGGGCCACAUCAGUGUUGAAAAGGAGUCAACCGCCCAGCGCGUUGUUACUUCACACUUCCCCGAGAUCAAGCACAUCACGGAUGUGGCCGCAGUCACAGAGGCAGAGGUUCAGGGCUGGGCCGUGAGUUUUCUCAGGCCUCCCUCGUGCUGA